AUGAGUACCACCAUUAAAUCGAAGAAUAUUUUUAUAUUUUUCUUCCUUAUAAUAACAUUAUUCUGCGUACCGAUUUUUUCCCAUUGUGAGGAUUAUUUUGAUGUGUUGGAUGAUAAUGCAAAAAGGAGUGUUGCGUGUCCGCUAAUAAAGGAUGAUUUGUCAAGAUUUUCUAAAAGGGAUGACGACGACGAAUUGAAAAUAAAAAUAUCAAAAUUUAAUUGCGAUAAUGCAACCGAAGAAACUUGUAAAAAUGUUAGAAAGACUUUUGAUGAUGCCGCUAGGAUCAUUUCAACAACUUUCAUUUUGAAAAAUACUAUAAACUUGGAUGUGAACUUCACCAACUUUUGUAUAUCCAAACCUAGUUUGUGUGACGUAAAAGGCGGAAGGGUCAUUAUAGGUGGCGCCAGAUCGGCACGAAACAUGCUAUUGUUGGAUGAAGAUGAUGUAACUCGAUUCUAUCCCCAAUCAUUAGUGAAACAAUUUGAAUUUAAAACGCAUCCAGAAUUUAUAUCAAUUGAUAUAAUAUCAUCAUUUAAUUCCAUUGUCGAUUGGUAUUUUCCAUCGCAAAAAGCACCAAUUCGACCAAAGCAACGUGACAUGCUUUAUGUUGUUUUACACGAAUUAAUGCACGGUAUGGGUUUCUUCACAUUUUGGGGGGAUUUCUUGGUCUCCGAUGAUCCGAAUGACGUUCUCAUCACAACCCGCCCAGAUAUCACAAGCGUUGAGAAUCAAACCGUUUUCAAUGGAUUUAAGGAAGCUGCAUUUGAUAGAUUAUUGAUAUUUAACCGUGAUCAAACGAGACUAACUAAGGUUUCGGAUAAAUUGAACAAAUUUGCCAAGGCUGGUACAAAAUUUAAGAGUGAUGUCGACUUUAUACGUAAAUUCCUAGAUUCGAAACAAGUUAAUGUAGCACGAGAGAUGACAAAAGUAACCACUACUCCAGAAUCAAUUUCCUCUAUCCCCAACUCUUCCGAAAAAGUGAUUUUGGAAACUUCCAUAAAGCCUUUUCAAGCUGGUGCAAGUAUUACUCAUGUUGAUGAGAAAACCUUACUUAACACUACCGAUUUUUUAAUGACAUUUAUACCGGUUCCUGGUAAAACAUUAAAGGAAUUAAUAACACAGGUGGGAGGUAAAGGUCCCAUUGGUCCAAAAUUAAAAUGCAUCAUGGAAAAUUUAGG
This is a messenger RNA of Funneliformis geosporum, 1178 nucleotides long. NCBI's taxonomy places the organism in Eukaryota, Fungi, Glomeromycota, Glomeromycetes, Glomerales, Glomeraceae. The record is from the annotation of a GenBank genome assembly.